AGAACGAGAAAUUAUCCACUUUAUCACCACUUCCACACUUGUUCCAUACGACAUCUGGAAUGUCUCGUUGUUUCUAACAAGAAUCCAUUUUCACUCUACUUAAAACCCUAAAAUUGUAUCUGUAAAUUCUACAUCUAAUUCUGGCCUGAAAUUGAAAUAUAACAAUGGACCUCUGUUUUCAAAUCUCUUCGAUUCCCUGUUCAACGCAUCGUCUUUCGUUGAGAAGCUGUGUAUUUACUAGCAGAAACUCGAGUCAAUUUGGUGGGAGGAGCGUUUGUUUAGCUUUGAAUUCCGAUACACUUGUUGCAGGAAAUUCAGCGGAGAUAGUGAGCAAGAAAGAAGAUGAGAUUGCGGAUUUGAAAUCGUGGAUGCACCAAAAUGGAUUGCCGCCUUGUAAGGUUGUUCUUAAGGAUAGGCCUUGUCGAGUCAUCCCGAGGCCCAUUCAUUAUGUUGCUGCUAGUCAGGAUCUUCAGGCAGGCGAUGUUGCGUUUUCGGUUCCCAGUGGAUUGGUGGUCACACUCGAGAGAGUUUUGGGGAACGAAACUGUUGCUGAACUCUUAACCACAAACAAAUUGUCGGAGCUUGCUUGCUUAGCAUUAUAUUUGAUGUAUGAAAAAAAGCAAGGAAAGAAGUCUUUUUGGUACCCUUACAUCAGAGAGCUUGAUCGUCAGAGAGGGAGGGGGCAGCUUGCCGUUGAAUCACCCCUAUUAUGGUCCGAUGUUGAACUUAAUUAUUUAACUGGCAGUCCCACUAAGGCUGAAGUUUUGGAACGAGCUGAAGGGAUCAGAAGAGAAUAUAAUGAGCUUGACACUGUCUGGUUUAUGGCCGGGUCUUUGUUUCAGCAAUACCCGUAUGAUAUACCCACAGAAGCCUUUCCUUUUGAUAUAUUCAAACAAGCCUUUGUUGCAGUUCAGUCUUGUGUUGUACAUUUGCAGAGAGUGAGUUUGGCCCGGAGAUUUGCGUUGGUACCACUUGGACCCCCGUUAUUAUCGUAUGGAAGCAGAUGUAAGGCGAUGUUGACUGCUGUUGAUGAUGCUGUUCAACUGGUUGUAGAUCGUCCUUACAAGGCAGGGGAUCCAAUUUUUGUAUGGUGUGGUCCACAGCCUAAUUCCAAAUUGCUUAUAAACUAUGGUUUUGUGGAUGAUGAUAAUCCUUAUGACCGUAUUAUGAUUGAGGCAGCGUUAAAUACAGAAGAUCCUCAAUAUCAGGACAAAAGAUUAGUUGCUCAAAAGAAUGGAAAAUUAUCUGUCCAAGUGUUCCAGGUGAAUGUGGGGAAGGAAAGAGAGGCUGUUCUUGAUUUGCUACCUUAUUUAAGACUUGGAUAUGUCUCAGAUCCCUCAGAGAUGCAGUCUGUAAUAUCUUCACAAGGUCCAAUUUGUCCGGUAAGCCCUUGUAUGGAAAGAGCAGUAUUGGACCAACUUGCAAGUUAUUUUAGGGCGAGAUUGGCAGGUUAUCCUACCACAUUAGAUGAGGAUGAAUCUAUGUUGACAGAUCCUAGUUUGGAUCCAAAGAAGCGAGUUGCAACACAACUUGUCAGGUUGGAAAAAAAAGUCCUAGGUACAUGCUUGGAGGUGAUAGUUGAUAUGAUUACCCAGUUACCGGACGUCACUGUAUCUCCAUGCCCAGCUCCAUAUGCCCCUAUAUUGAAAUGAAAGGCAUGUUAUAUGUCAUGUCUAUUGCUGAUCUUUCCUGCACACCUGCAUCGCCUAUUCAUUUGUAUAUUUUGAUGCUAGAUCCAGUACUUGAUUUGCAGAUAUCGCGCAAGUUUCUUAGUUUUUGAAUGUCCCUAUCCGGGACCUUAUUAAAAGAUAAUUAUUUGCACUUAUAAGAGAAGGUAACAAAAAUAUAUUUCUUAA
This is a messenger RNA of Daucus carota subsp. sativus, 1856 nucleotides long. RefSeq lists its product as uncharacterized. NCBI's taxonomy places the organism in Eukaryota, Viridiplantae, Streptophyta, Magnoliopsida, Apiales, Apiaceae. Gene Ontology annotation, molecular function: protein-lysine N-methyltransferase activity. The transcript has 11 exons. Gene Ontology annotation, cellular component: chloroplast stroma. The coding region runs from base 165 to 1652 and encodes 495 amino acids. The record is from RefSeq and is a predicted model, not a curated record. Gene Ontology annotation, biological process: peptidyl-lysine monomethylation.